Molecule: messenger RNA, 1226 nt
Organism: Neurospora hispaniola
Lineage: Eukaryota; Fungi; Ascomycota; Sordariomycetes; Sordariales; Sordariaceae
Exons: 1
Coding region: 326-1144 (272 amino acids)
Source: RefSeq, a predicted model, not a curated record
AAGGAAGUGGAAGACGGAAAGAAAGGACAGGAGCUUGGACCGCGUCGCUCUCUCUCUCUCCUCUCUCCUCUCUCUUCUCUCCUCUUCAGAGCCAGAUAGUACUCCAAUUGGACGUCAUUUCCCAUUCCUUCGGGGGUAGCUCCUUUUACUGGCGCUCCUUCUCCCUCGUCUUCUCUAUCGACACUGCUGCAUCACUUGUUGUUGUUGUACUUAGAAUCACCCCUUUCUCUCUUGACUUCUACUUUGCAUUCGCAUUGUCCGUUACCACGCCGAUACAUCAAGCAUCUGCUCGACACCAUUAUCAAAUCGUCUGAUUAUCCUCACCAUGUCGUCCAAGCCAGACCCGAGCGGAACAGGCCACUCUGCCUCCUCUAAACGCUUUCAGCUGCCCGCCCUUGACUUCAGCUUUGCGCCUUUGACCGAAGGUACCGAUAUCCCACCUCCCGAACCGUCGCCGAGGAUCAGGGACGAGGCGACGAGAACAUCAGACGGGGAGGAUCUCGAGGAAAAAAACACAAAUGGAAGUGGAAACGGGUCCCUGGCUCCACCCAAUGGAAAAUCCAGCAGACCACAUGUAUCCUUGCUGACGUCGCCCAUGUCGUCCACGUCCGGAACCACCAAGUCGUCAGGUGAAGACCACCUCACAUCACCCACGACGUCGUCGAGUCGCAAUGGAACCAUCCGCCGUAUGCUCAGUCGCCACAAGCUGAGAAGCCCCCACGUCAACGGCGACGAGACAAUUGCCGAAAAUGGAGCAGCAGUGUCGCCGACCCAGGAACAGCAGCAGCAGCAGCAGCAGCAGACGAUGAAUCCUCGGCCGCCGUCUAGCAACCGACCGCCGAGUAGCAACAACAAUUAUGAAGUCAAAAAGUCGAGACGGGUCAGUGGGUGGUUUGGCAAGAUUUUGGGGGGAGGCGACAAGAGCUCGACCACCAGGAACAGGCGCGCCAGUAUGAUGGCUCCCUUUCUUACCUCGCCAUCUUCCCCUGAACCGGCACCGGCACCGGUACGACCCCUUACGGAAAACAAGCCCAAAGGCCCGCCACCCCCAAAGAUCCCCGAGCUCAGCCAGCUCAAGUCCAAGCUAGACACGAAAGACGAUGGGGGCCUUCUUGGGGAUGAUUUGUUCAGGGACAUAAAAUAAGCGGUUCACAACCACCACAAAAAAGAGGCAAAGUGAACAAGAGGCACAUCAUAUUCGCGACAGGCGGGAGUCAUAAAUCUGU